GAAUCACCAAAAAUGGGCAACAAGAACUCGUGCUGUGCCUAUUCGAGCCCGCAGUCGGACCGCAAGUCCAAGGACAUGCCACCCGUGUUCGAGGAGCGCCACCAGCUGAGCCAUCCGCCGCACACGUCACAGCAUCAGCUUGACGGCCACCACGGUUCCACGGCGGCGGUGCACUUGCAUCACCACCACGGCCAGCACCAGAAUCAACAGAGCGGCGAUAAUUUCGAGAACCAGCAGAAUCUGCAACACAUCUCCGAGCGUGAAGCCCUGGAGGGCGAAGAGGAUCCCUCGGUGGAUCCCACGGCGGCCACCAUGUUCUUGGAACGGUCCAAAGUUGAGAAUGGUGGCAUGACACGAAAGCGUUCCCAACAGCAGAUCGCCCUGCAGCAGGCUGGAAGCGGAGGCGUUGGUACAGGUGGCGGCGGUGGAGGAGGGAGCACUCCCGGUGGCAACAGUUGCGGUGGUGGCGGAGGCAUGAAGAAGAGCUCCUCCUGCUCAACGAUCUACUUGGAUGACAGCACCGUAUCACAGCCGAAUCUGAAGAACACAGUCAAGUGCGUGUCACUGGCCAUUUAUUAUCACAUCAAGAACCGGCAGUCGGACCGGCGACUGGAUAUCUUCGAUGAGAAGCUACAUCCGCUGACUCAUGACCCAGUGCCGGAUAACUAUGAUACGCACAAUCCAGAGCACCGUCAGAUCUACAAGUUUGUACGAACACUCUUCAAUGCCGCGCAGCUGACGGCCGAGUGUGCGAUCAUCACGCUAGUCUACCUGGAGCGGCUGCUCACCUACGCAGAGCUGGACGUGGGUCCAUGCAACUGGAAGCGCAUGGUGUUGGGAGCCAUUCUGCUAGCCUCUAAAGUAUGGGACGAUCAAGCCGUAUGGAACGUGGACUACUGCCAGAUACUCAAAGACAUCACUGUGGAGGACAUGAACGAGCUGGAGCGUCAGUUCCUCGAGCUGCUGCAGUUCAACAUAAAUGUACCAUCCUCGGUGUAUGCCAAAUACUAUUUUGACCUGCGAACGCUCGCCGAAGCCAACGAGCUCAACUUCCCCACGGAGCCGCUGUCAAAGGAGCGCGCCCAGAAACUGGAGGCCAUGUCGCGGGUAAUGCAGGACAAGGUGACCGCCGAGGCGCUCAAGAACGGGAUCAAAAAGUGGUCCUCCAUGGACAACAUCAGUCAGGGCGGUCCGCGACGAAGCGUGGCCAUACUAUCGUGAUUUAUAUUAGCUUACUAAAAAAAAAAAAAGAAAGAUACCAGAUUAAUCGGGGAAACUACUUACAGCAAUGCGUCAAAGAAAUCUGUAUUCAGCAUAGUCCGUAGUGCGUCCGAUCGAUCGUAAUUUGAGAGCAGCUCUACUCUGAUUCAUUUCCGUUUGAACCAAACUUUGCAUGAAAGUUUUUAGCCAGCGCGCACCGGAGGAGAGAAAGCUCGAUCCACACCGAGAACAGAAUCACACUUAUAUAUACACAAAAAAAACGUUUUAAAACUACACACGUCGCGACGUCUCGAAUUAAGGACCACUUUUUAAAUAUACAUGCGAUGAAUGUAUAUUCUUGUAAGCGAAACUACCGAUGCAGUCAAGGAUUUGGAUGAUUUUAACAGAGAUACUACAGAGCAGCGCGUAACCAAUUGCCAAAACAAAUUCAGAAAUAGUAGAAAAUUGUUUAUAAAAAAAAAAAAAAAAACGAAAAAGAAGCUUAAAUAUUUGCAAUCGUCUCAGUCCCACUCAAUGCUGUGGCGUCUAAUCCAAUUUAAUCUCAACGAUUUGGCCUCGGCUGAGAAAUCAUUAUUUACUUAGCGUUCGCGCCCAGAACAUUUCCCUGUAUAAUUGUUACGAAUUUAAUUUGUUUAAUUCUCCCCUUCAGUUUCUCUUAAAAUUAUUAUAUUAUUUUGUGUGAUUCCAUUUAGUUUUAUUAUAAAUUAUGAGCGAUAUUCAGCUUCCCCGCUUGAGGCACACAAUUUAGGGGCGCGGCCAGCGGCAAAUUGAUUUGUUUUUUUGUUCGGUUGAUAGCCUUAGAAGUCAACAAAUAAUGAAUUAUGAUAAAGAGUAAGAAAGAGCACAGCGCAAUAUUAACCCAAAAGAUUUGUGAGUAAAUUAAUGUACUAGACAUAUAAGGAUACGAAUUAUAUGCAAAAUGUAUUUUAUUUUGUAAUUUAUUUUACGAUAAAGCUAAAUAAAAGCAAAUCAAAAGAGAA
This is a messenger RNA of Drosophila ananassae, 2201 nucleotides long. It is a transcript of the gene CycY, whose product is annotated as cyclin-Y-like protein 1. Gene Ontology annotation, cellular component: plasma membrane. The coding region runs from base 13 to 1221 and encodes 402 amino acids. NCBI's taxonomy places the organism in Eukaryota, Metazoa, Arthropoda, Insecta, Diptera, Drosophilidae. The transcript has 2 exons. The record is from RefSeq and is a predicted model, not a curated record. Gene Ontology annotation, molecular function: protein kinase binding; cyclin-dependent protein serine/threonine kinase activator activity. Gene Ontology annotation, biological process: regulation of canonical Wnt signaling pathway; regulation of cyclin-dependent protein serine/threonine kinase activity.